Messenger RNA from Styela clava, 3331 nucleotides. RefSeq names its product carboxypeptidase B-like. NCBI's taxonomy places the organism in Eukaryota, Metazoa, Chordata, Ascidiacea, Stolidobranchia, Styelidae. Gene Ontology annotation, biological process: proteolysis. The record is from RefSeq and is a predicted model, not a curated record. Gene Ontology annotation, molecular function: zinc ion binding; metallocarboxypeptidase activity.
UUUGAUCAAUUUAUCUUAAAACACAGCGACAAUGGGUAUUCAUUCGUUCGAAAACCAAAACGAUAUGAGAUAUUCAAAAUGCAACGCGAUCGAUCCACCUGAUUUUCUGUUUACAUAAAUGCUAGCAAAAUCAGUUAAGUUAUCGUUUGUGAUAAAAUUAGUGAUGUAUAGAGCUCUUUUUAUAUUAGUUGCAAUAUAUUUGGACACUUCCGUGGCCACUGAUACCAGAUAUCAAGGUCAUCAGGUAUGGAGAAUCAUUCCAAACAGCAAUGAAGAAUUGGAUCAUUUGAGAAACAUGGGACAUGCAUUUCAGCUGGAUUUCUGGCAAGAUCCAAUUGCAGUUGGCUCAGCAGUGGAUGUUCGUGUGUCACCAAAUCACAUCGAAGAGCUAAAGAGAUCGCUGGAAACCAGUGGGAUAUCUAAAUAUAAAGUUCAUAUAUCUGAUGUACAGGCACUUAUUGAUGACGAAAAGUUGGGGGGAAAGUUCAAUGAGAGAGCUUCAGCUGGGAGCCUUGCUAACUUCGUUUACUCAGAGUAUCAUCCACCGGAAGAAAUACACGAAUGGAUGGAUUUAGUAAUAGCUGAGCAUGGAGAAAUAGCAACAAAAGAGCAAUAUGGAGUAUCGUAUGAAGGUAGACCAUUGUAUGUACUGAAGUUUCAAAAACGAUCCAGCAUGGUCAAUCCAAAGCCAGUUAUUUUUGUCGAUGCAUUGAUUCAUUGCAGAGAAUGGAUUACAGCUGCGUCUCUCUUGUUCAUAUUUAAAGAGAUGCUCAGGAAUCCAAAAUAUACUCACAUGAUUGAUGAUGCUGAUUGGUAUUUUGUGCCCAUGGUGAACAUAGAUGGAUAUGCAUACACCUGGACUGGGGAUAGAUUGUGGAGGAAAACACGAACGACAGGUGCGAGCAGCCAAUGUGAUGGCGUUGACGCUAAUCGAAAUUGGGAUAGCUAUUGGUCGAUUACUUCGUCUCCGAACCCUUGUCAGUUUGAUUUUCAUGGAACGACGGCCAAUUCAGAGCCCGAGAUACGUCGUCUUGCAAAUUACGUUUUGAGUUUAGGAAAAGGGAGAAUUGAUGCCUACAUAUCUACUCACUCAUUCUCACAGCUUAUUCUUUAUCCAUACAAUUAUGCCGACAUUCUCAGCAAAGAUGACGAACUUCUGAAUACUACAGGUAAAAAGAUUCAUGACGCAAUGAAAUCAGUUCAUGGAAAAUAUUACGAAUGGGGACCAGGAUCAACAACAUUGUACCCAUUUUCCGGUACAACCACAGAUUGGACUUACGAUGUGGCAGAAAUUGUUCAAUCUUACACAUUUGAACUUCGAGAUAAAGGUUUUUAUGCGUUUCUGCUUCCCGCUGACCAGAUCAUUCCUACUGGAGAAGAAUAUCUCGCUGGACUGGAAGCUCUCUUAGAGUACUUGAAGGGAAUCCCCAGCAUUUUCCCCGUUGUUUUAAUAUUUUAUUUGUAUUUAUCAGUGAUACCCACAAUGGGUAGGUUAGGAAUUUUAUUGUUAUUUGUUGGAGUGUUUAUCAGCUUUUCGGCAUCAGCAAAAGUACAAUACACAGGACAUGAACUUUGGAGAGUGACGCCUUCAUCAUCUGAAGCUCUCACUAAGAUAAGACAAAUUGGAGAAUUGUUCAAGCUUGACAUUUGGCAACAUCCUAAAGCUGUCAAUCUUCCAGUCGAUUUUCGAGUCGAACCGAAACAAGCCCAAAACCUGAAAAAGGCACUUGAACUUGACGGCUUCGAAAUUACUGUCCUUGUACCAGACAUCCAGUCACUUAUAGAUGGGGAAAAAGUGAGCACUAAACGCGAAGUCAGGGCUUCAGCGGGGAGUGUGGCGAAUUUUGUUUACUCUGAGUAUCAUCCUGCCGAAGAGGUAUACGAAUGGAUGGAUUUGGUAAUAAAAGAGCACAGCCCAACAGUCACGAAAGAACAAUUUGGCAUUACUUAUGAAGGAAGGCCACUGUAUGUGUUGAAGUUUCAAAAACCAGCUAUUAAUCCAAAACCAGUUAUUUUUGUUGAUGCUUUGAUUCAUUGCAGAGAAUGGAUUACGACUGCAUCUCUCUCGUUCAUAUUCAAAGAGAUGCUGCGAAAUCCCGAAUAUGCGCACAUGCUUGAUGACGCAGACUGGUAUUUUGUGCCGAUGAUCAAUGUUGAUGGAUAUGUCAAAACAUGGACAGAAGACAGACUAUGGAGAAAAACUAGAAGUCAAGGAGCAAGCAGUUUGUGUGAAGGUGUAGAUGGAAAUCGAAAUUGGGAUGCGUUCUGGUCAUUGCCAGGAGCAUCCAAACAUCCUUGUUCUGUGGUAUAUCACGGGCCGACCGCUAUAUCGGAAUCAGAAGUACGUCAUCUUGCAAAUUACGUCACUAACUUAGGCAAAGGGAGUAUCGAUGCUUACAUCACUACCCAUUCAUACUCUCAGUUAAUUCUAUAUCCAUACCAUCAUACUGCGGAACCUUCUAAAGACGAUGAAAUUUUGAAAGCAACAGGAAAACUAAUGCACGAUGCCAUAAAAUCGGUUCAUGGGAAGACUUACGUAUAUGGCCCAGGAUCUACAACAAUUUAUCCAAGCUCCGGAACUACAACUGAUUGGACCUACGAAGUUGCCGGAAUAGUUCAAUCAUAUACAUAUGAACUUCGUGACGAUGGUUCGAAAUAUGGUUUCCUCCUUCCGCCUGAUCAAAUCAUACCAAAUGGAGAGGAAUACAUUGCUGGAUUACAGGCUCUCUCCAACUAUCUGAAAGACAAGAUGAGUGGUACCUUACUGUAAGGCAGAGCAAACAUGUAUAUAUAAAACAUUUGUGAUUUCUUGCUGUUUUAGUUUGUAUAGCUCACGUUCAGAAUAUUUCUUUUUGGAGACAUUCAUUUACUUUUCUCAACUUUUGAAACAAUCGAAACAUUUUACUCAAAAACAUUAGAAGGUAUUGUAGCAAGCUAUUGAUAAUUUUAUGUGAUGAUAGAAGUUUGAAAGUCUUGUAAACAGUUAUUGAAGUUUACAAUGUUUUAAAAAUUGACGUCAUUUUUGAAUAUAAUAUACGACAACAAUUGUAAUGAAUAUAGUUAAGUGUUUUAUUAAAAAUGUAGAAAGUUUAGUCUAACUCUGCAAAGUUCAAAUAGAAGACAUAGUAACUGUGAAUUCCUAUUGGAAUAUUUAUUCAACUCGAAAAAUUUAUGAAUGAUAUCGUUAGCCCAAUAGCAUUAUUGGACAGAGUUGAGUGUAACUUUUUUUCCUCGUUUCAUAGCUAUUACCGAUAAAAAAUAUCCACAAGCUUCAUCGAACAGAAGCUAAACAACAGAAACAUGUUUUGCUUGUUGUCUCGUGUACUACUCA